This is a messenger RNA of Platichthys flesus (European flounder), 2481 nucleotides long. RefSeq names its product lysyl-tRNA synthetase 1 (gene kars1). The transcript has 15 exons. Gene Ontology annotation, biological process: diadenosine tetraphosphate biosynthetic process; lysyl-tRNA aminoacylation; positive regulation of macrophage activation. Gene Ontology annotation, molecular function: ATP binding; tRNA binding; lysine-tRNA ligase activity. The record is from RefSeq and is a predicted model, not a curated record. Lineage: Eukaryota; Metazoa; Chordata; Actinopteri; Pleuronectiformes; Pleuronectidae. Gene Ontology annotation, cellular component: nucleus; cytosol; aminoacyl-tRNA synthetase multienzyme complex. Bases 147 to 1976 code for a protein of 609 amino acids.
CGCACCAUCCACUUCUCGCGUGUUUGCGGCGCGCGCACGUCCUCCUAUCUUUCAGGGGCGCAGAGGGAAACAUGGCCGACGUGGUAGAGGCGGACGGAGAGAAACUCAGCAAAAAGUGUGCCUGCUGCUGUCUGUGGUAGCUCAGCAUGCUGUGUCUGGUCAGGGCAGCCAGGCAGCAGCUGUGCCGCGCCUGUGGUGUCAGGGGACAGUGGUUAAAAUGUGCGUCCCCACGUACAGCUGCAGUCCCGGCUCAAUUUUACGGAAACCAAUCAAGAGGUGACAAAAGUGAGCUGAAGAGACGAAUGAAAGCUGAGAAGAAGGCAGCCGAGAAAGAUGCCAAGGUCAAAGAGCAGGUGGAGCUCAAGAAAGAAUCCAAUGAGGGAGCGCACAAUGUCGGUGGGCUGGAUGAGGAGACUCUCGACCCAAAUCAAUACUUCAAGAUCCGCUCCCAGGCCAUCCAGGAACUAAAGGGCACAGCUGAGGACCCGUACCCACACAAGUACCAUGUAGACCUGUCACUCACAGAUUUCAUUGAGAAAUACAAUCAUCUACAGUCAGGAGACCAGCUGACGGAUGUUUUUCUCAAUGUGACAGGUCGCGUCCAUGCCAAGAGGGAGUCUGGGGCCAAGCUGAUCUUCUAUGACCUGCGAGGAGAAGGCGUCAAGCUGCAGGUUAUGGCAAACUCAAGAAACUAUAAGUCUGAGGAAGCCUUUGUAGCCAUCAACAACAAACUACGCCGUGGUGACAUCAUCGGCGUCCGUGGGAACCCGGGGAAGACUAAAAAAGGGGAGUUGAGCAUCAUUCCCGUCGAGCUGACCCUGCUGUCUCCUUGUUUGCACAUGCUGCCCCACCUCCACUUUGGCCUCAAAGACAAGGAAACCCGAUUCCGCCAGCGCUACUUGGAUCUGAUCCUCAACGACUACGUGAGGCAGAAGUUUAUCACUCGCUCCAAGAUCAUCACCUAUCUGCGUAGUUUCCUGGAUCAGCUCGGAUUUUUAGAGAUUGAGACACCGAUGAUGAACAUUAUUCCUGGUGGAGCAGUGGCUCGUCCAUUUGUUACUUACCACAACGACCUGGAUAUGAACCUGUUCAUGAGGAUUGCUCCUGAGCUCUACCACAAGAUGCUUGUGGUUGGUGGAAUAGACAGAGUGUACGAGAUUGGUCGUCAAUUCAGGAAUGAAGGCAUCGACCUGACUCAUAAUCCAGAGUUCACUACCUGUGAAUUCUACAUGGCUUAUGCAGAUUACAAUGACUUGAUGGAAAUCACAGAGAAACUUCUCUCAGGAAUGGUGAAGCACAUCACCGGAGGAUACAAGGUGAUGUAUCACCCUGAUGGUCCAGAGGGUCAGGCCUAUGAGAUUGACUUCACUCCCCCAUUCAGAAGAGUGAGCAUGACCCACGACCUGGAGAAGAUCAUGGGAGUUAAAUUCCCUCCAACUGACAGCUACGACAGUGAUGAGACACGUAAAUUCUUUGACGUCCUGUGCGCACAGAAAGGAGUCGAAUGUCCCCCACCCAGGACUACUGCCCGCCUCCUUGACAAGUUGGUUGGAGAUUACCUUGAGGUCACGUGCAUCAAUCCCACAUUCAUCUGCGAUCACCCUCAAAUCAUGAGUCCCUUAGCGAAAUGGCACAGAACCCACAAAGGCCUGACUGAGCGGUUUGAGCUCUUUGUGAUGAAGAAGGAAGUCUGCAAUGCUUACACUGAGUUGAAUGAUCCAAUUAGGCAGAGGGAGCUGUUUGAGCAGCAAGCCAUGGCCAAAGCGGAGGGUGACGAUGAAGCCAUGUUCAUUGAUGAGACCUUCUGCACAGCUCUGGAGUAUGGUCUGCCACCAACCGCUGGCUGGGGAAUGGGCAUCGAUCGUCUCACCAUGUUCCUGACAGACUCCAACAACAUCAAGGAGGUGCUGCUCUUCCCUGCCAUGAAGCCUGACGACAACAAGACUUCAGCACCCGUAGACGGCACGUCUGUCUAAUGACAUGACCUCACGUGACCUCUGAUCUGAGCAGGAGUCAGUAUCAAAACCUUCACCUCACUGUGGUCAUCAGUGGAAUCUCCAGGGUUUUGUGUUUUAUCAAUGUUAGUCUGUCACAGGUCACAUAAUUGCUGUUAAGGGAAACCAUCCUGUGUCAGUGAGACUUUUUCUUUCUCUCAUGUUUUUCUUACUUUCAUGGACACAUUCUGAUCCUAAAUAGUCAUCCAGACUGUAAAUUCUAUCAUGUGACCUGAAGUAUGCAGACCUGGAGGAAAUAUAUGUUGAGAUACUUCAAAUGGUGCUUGAUUGGUGUUGCCAAAUACACAGAUUAGAUGCAUCACAUUACAACAAAGCUCUAGCUCCUGAUAACGCUUGAAGUUUCCUCAGUCUAACCAUCUGUUUUUACCAGGUCUGCUCUUUUACUUGUUUGAUUCUACAAAAUCUAAAUUCCUCUGCCAAGACAUUUUAAACAUGAUUAAAUCUGAAUAAAGGGCAAAUGAAUCUA